AGCACCACCCGCUCCCUCUCGCUGUUGUACGAGUCCGAGCGCAUCGGCGUGGCCGCCUCUGAGGAGCUUGUACGACAAGGGGAGGCACUGAAGCGAACAGAGCAGAUGGUAGAUAAAAUGGACCAGGACUUGAAGACUAGUCAAAGGCACAUAAACAGCAUUAAGAGUGUUUGGGGGGGCUUGGUGAACUACUUCAAAGCCAAACCUCCAGAGAGCAAGCCGGAGCAGAAUGGAAUGCCUGAAUAUUAUGCUAACAGUAGGUUAAAAGAAGCCAUGAUGUCUAGUAAAGAGCAAGAGUCAAAAUACCAGGAAAGUCAUCCAAACUUAAGGAAGCUAGAUAUAGACAAUGAUUUCAGCAAAGCAGAUUUAAUUUCUCCAGCACCAAGGGAUUCCUAUCCAAAGAACCAACACCUGCGAGCUUACCACCAGAAAAUUGAUAACAACUUAGAUGAGAUGUCUUCUGGGUUGAGUCGUCUGAAAAACCUAGCUCUUGGGCUGCAGACAGAAAUAGAUGAGCAAGAUGAUAUACUGGAUCGGCUAACAAAAAAAGUAGAGACACUGGAUGUCAAUAUUAAAAGCACUGAUAAGAAAGUCCGACAACUUUAA
This is a messenger RNA of Nestor notabilis (Kea), 606 nucleotides long. RefSeq names its product synaptosomal-associated protein, 29kDa (gene SNAP29). Gene Ontology annotation, molecular function: syntaxin binding; SNAP receptor activity. Gene Ontology annotation, cellular component: plasma membrane; SNARE complex. The annotation marks the transcript as partial. The record is from RefSeq and is a predicted model, not a curated record. NCBI's taxonomy places the organism in Eukaryota, Metazoa, Chordata, Aves, Psittaciformes, Psittacidae. The transcript is spliced from 5 exons. Gene Ontology annotation, biological process: exocytosis; synaptic vesicle fusion to presynaptic active zone membrane; synaptic vesicle priming.